AUGUAUCGCCAGGUAUGGAUACAUCCUGAUCAUCAAUUUCAUCAAUUAAUCGUCUGGCGAAAGAAUCCAUCAGACGAACUCAAGUAUUAUCGACUGAAAACCGUAACAUACGGUACAACAUCAGCUCCAUUCCUAGCUACAAAAUGCUUGGAUUACUUGGCUGAGAAAACCAAAAAGAAUUUACCGCUUGGAGCAGCCGUGCUCAAGCAUGAUUUUUAUGUAAACGACUGUCUAACAGGAGCAAAUAGCAUCCCAGAAGCAGUUCAGAUUCAACAAGAGCUAAACAAAAUACUGCUACCAGCCGGAUUCAAGCUCCGAAAGUGGUGCUCCAACAAUGACGAAGUUCUCGCACAAAUCCCAAAGGAAGACAUAGUCAACCACGUCAAAUUAGACGAAACCCUUCAACACUACAGUGUGAAAACAUUGGGUUUAAUCUGGGUACCAAAUAAGGACCAGCUUUGUGGCCGAUCCCAAAAAAGUGAAGCAUCAACCAUCACCAAACGAGUGGUGAGCUCAGAGGCGUCACAAAUUUUCGAUCUACAAGGACUAUUCGCUCCUGUUGUGGUAAAGGCUAAGAUAUUCAUGCAAAACCUGUGGCAGCUGAAGAUGGGCUGGGACGACGAGCUUCCUCAACUUCUGCAAACUGAGUGGAAAAAUUAUCGUACUGAUUUACAAGCAUUGAACAAUCUACAAAUUCCACGGCACAUCUUUGACGGAAAGGUGCCCAUUAAUCAGGAAAUUCACACGUUUGUCGAUGCGUCAGAGCGGGCAUAUGGAGCAGCAAUCUAUGUCCGAGCCACAUAUAAGAGCAAUCAAGUAUCUGUUCGGCUACUGUGCUCAAAGUCAAGAGUAGCGCCGACAGCAAAAGAGACGCUGCCUCGCCUGGAAUUAUGCGCCGCAGUCUUGGGAGCGGAGCUAACCCACAGGGUGCGGAAGGAUUUACGCAUACCAAACGAUAAGACCAAUCUCAGUGGCGUCACGUGUCAUCAGCUAACAAGAGGAAUUGCCGCCAGCAAGUUAGCAGAACACAAUCUAUGGCUAUAUGGACCUCUAUUUUUACAUGGCUCUCGCGACAAGUGGGCUCAGGUACCAACUACCACCCCCAGCGAUCUAGAACGCAGGCUCAAUCACAUAAGCUUGCCAACAUGUCAAAGUGAAAUUGGCAGUGUACUCUACAAGUGCAACCACAGCAACUCCUUCAAUAAGCUACAACGUAUUGUAGCAUAUAUGAUGCGUUUCUGUAACAAGAAAAACAGAUCACCCACAACUACAUUGUGUGUCGGUGAGUUAACCAAUGCAAGGACCAUCAUCCUGCGGACUAUCCAGAAAAUUGAUUUUAGUGCUGAAUACAAACAACUCCGGAUCCACAAAACGGUGGACAAAAAGAGCUCGAUUGUCUCCCUAUGUCCUAUAAUCGGAAACGACGGACUGAUCAGAGUCGGAGGUAGAUUAGAAGAAUCUAGCCUUCCAUAUAACGCGAAGCAUCAAAUUUUGCGUCCAUACAACGAUCCACUUGUGAAAAUGCUACUGCGAGAGAUGCAUGAAGAGAACAUGCAUUGCGGGGCUCAAGCUCUAAGAGCCAUUGCCAGGCAACAAUAUUGGAUUCUCAAUGAUAAAACAAUGGCAAGAAGCAUAAUUCACAGCUGUGUCAGAUGUACAAAGGCACGGCCCAAGUUGAUGCAACAAAUCAUGGGCAACUUACCAGCUGACCGAGUAACACAAGCUCGGCCAUUCUUUAACUCUGGUGUUGACUACUGUGGACCGAUUUGGAUUCAUCACAAACUACGUGGAAAAAGACCUGAUAAGGCUUACAUUGCAGUCUUCUGCUGUUUCGCAACAAAUGCAGUUCAUCUGGAGUUAGUCAGUGACUUGACAACAGAUGCAUUUCUAGCCGCGCUUCGGCGAUUUUUGGGUCGACGCGGAAAAUGUCAGACUAUUCACUGUGACAACGCAACAAACUUUGUCGGUGCCAAUAAUCAAUUGAAGGCCCUAGAGGGAGCUAUAUUCACCGACAAGGCUCAAGAACAGAUUAUUAACCAUUGCAAUAAAAAGCAAGUGGAGUUUAAGUUCAUACCGCCCCUGGCACCAUCGUUUGGCGGGCUUUGGGAAGCUGCGGUGAAAUCUGCGAAGCGGCUGCUAGUAUCAGUCACAGCCACGGCUUCAUUAACAUUUGAGGAGCUCAACACCGUAAUCGUGGAAGUCGAAGCAAUACUCAAUUCCCGACCGCUGACACCGAUGUCAUCUGAUCCAACAGAUACAUCAGCUCUGACUCCUGGCCAUUUUUUGAUUGGUGAACCGUUGACCGCCGCUCCCGAUGCAAAUCUAGCCUCACCAGGGAAAACUUUGGUGAAAAGAUGGGAAUUGGUGUCCAGAUUAAAGCAAAUGUUCUGGGACCAAUGGUCUAUGGAGUAUCUACAAGAGCUUCAGAUGCGCAACAAGUGGAAAACCGCAUCACAAACCUGA
This is a messenger RNA of Drosophila kikkawai, 2463 nucleotides long. The record is from RefSeq and is a predicted model, not a curated record. Lineage: Eukaryota; Metazoa; Arthropoda; Insecta; Diptera; Drosophilidae.